This is a messenger RNA of Penicillium brasilianum, 810 nucleotides long. The record is from the annotation of a GenBank genome assembly. Lineage: Eukaryota; Fungi; Ascomycota; Eurotiomycetes; Eurotiales; Aspergillaceae.
AUGCUUGGUCUACUGAAAUCUGUGGAGGAGCUCAAUCCCUCCAAUAAGGAAAGAGACUCCGAUUAUAAAUACCCAUUCAGCACCGUACUAGUGGACCUGGAAGGAGGAGAGGAGCAAGUGCAGUCAGUCUGGAUCGACCGUUCAAAAUACAAAUGGCUAAGUAGCGCGGGGAAGGACUCAAGUAAACGGACAGACAGGAAAUUCUAUGAGAAGGCAUGCACCCAAGUGAAGAACUUUCGGGACUGGGCUGGAACAAACUUGGAUAUAGACUGGGAUGGAGAAGUAAGGGAAGGCAGAGAUGAUCGAAGCCCCACUCCGUUACAAGAAACGCCAGAGCCGGAAGAUAUCGCCCAAAAUACCCCAAGAAAGAACAAUCCAGCACAAGCCGCAUCAAAUCCAGCCGCAUCAAACCAACCUGCCUCAAACCAACCUGCCGCAAACCAACCUGCCGCAAACCAAACUGCCUCAAACCAAGCGGACUCGAACAAAGCUGCUCUGAACUUGAACAGUUUAAAUAGAGAAAAACCGUCUUUAUCACAGGAUAACCAGGCUACAGCUUUGGGUGGGGAGGAUGAGGAAGAUCUGGAAUCGAUCCGCACAUUCUAUGAAGCAUUACUAGACAAGAAGGGGGUUGACUCUACAAUCCCAUGGAAAGAACUCCCCGAUGCACUGUUUGCAGAAUUUCAAGCUGCCGCCAAGAUAUACAUCAGACAUUUGAAAAAGCAGAAUAUCAGUGUUGUGGAUGACAUGGGCAUCGGGAAGGGCUUUAAAAAAGGAACCUUCUAUACCCCCGUUGCCUUGGCUGCCUGA